Messenger RNA from Linum trigynum, 2240 nucleotides. Lineage: Eukaryota; Viridiplantae; Streptophyta; Magnoliopsida; Malpighiales; Linaceae. The record is from the annotation of a GenBank genome assembly.
UUCUUCCAAUCAAGUUUCUGUCGCCGAGCAUAGUGGCUUCGUCGCCAACACCGUCCCUUCGUGGCCGACCAUCGUCCCGUCGUCGCCGACCAACGAAAAUAGGUUAGCUUCUUUACUUUUUAAUUUUUUCAAGAAAUUUUCAAUUUUCUCGACAAGUUUUUCUUUUUAAUUAAAUUAAUAAUGAAUAAUUAUUUAAUAAGUGAUUGGUUUAAUGUGUUAUUAUUUAAAUUAGUUAAUUUAGUAGUUAAAUUAGUUAAUUAUUAACCAAAUUAGUUAAUGUGGAUUAUCGAGAGUAUUUUUCAUGAAUAAUUUGAAUUGUUUAAAAAAUAUAGGUAAUCAAUAAUAUUAGUGCAUCUAAGUAUGAUAUUGUGUAAAUUUGUAGAUAAUUAGAUAUAGAUGCGGGAGGAAGUGAGUUGGGUAGAUUCAUAGAUAGAAAUGUUGAUGCAUAAAACGAAGGAAGAGGAGGCAGAAGAAGGAGAAGAAGCGUGCUCGAGAGAUCGCACAUCAGUGAGAGACAGAUGUAGGGGAGGAGUUAGAGGCUCCUACUACAGUUGCUUCUACGACAUCAUGGGCGACUAGUUCCCAUGGGAGGAACCAGGACACUUCAGCGAGGGUGGUUUCAAACGAGUUUGAUGAUCACUCCAUAGAGUACGAGUCAGAUGAGGAUCCUCGGGCCCCUCCAUUCGGAUAUGGACGAGGGCCAUCUUAAACGGCAACAUCACGUCCGACAAUGUAUAGGGACCAAGGAGGGCGGUUCGUAGCAUCUGCUCGAGAGGAGACAGAGAGCUCCGGGACUGGACGGAGUAGGAGAGAACAGUCGAGUGAUCCUCAACCGUGGGAGCUUGUUGGUGAGUGUCGUGCUUAAUAAGUGCACAUGCAAUGUUGAAAUUCUUCUUGACUAGAGUAACCCCAAUGAUCUCAACUCAUGGCAUGUUGUACCUGUUAGUCUUAGAGGUCGAAUCGAUGAGGAUGACGUACGGCCAUGCAUGCAACAUCUUAAUGGAUUUCGGGUGGGCAAAAAACAUAUUGUUGAGCACAUUUUUAACAUCCUUUUGCAAACAGAUAUGGUACCUAUGUUGCUAAGCUCCGUGAAACGCAAACCGUAUCACAUCCAUGACACUCAUCUCAUUCAAUCUUGUUUUGCUAUUUAUGUUGUAGACCUAUCUGAUAUCAUGUUGCACACCCCAUUCAAUAUUGAGCGUCGACUUUUGCCGAGCUGGUUUCACCCCCGCCUUCCUUAUCAAUCUUGCCCUUUCUUUUUCUAUCUCACUAAAUUGUUUGUUGUGCAUGUGAUGUUCUGGAUACGACACCUUUUCAUGGUUGUGAAACCCUUUAUUUUCUCUGGUUGCACAACGUUUCACCCCUAUUAUAAUCCAGGUGCUUGGCCCAUUCUGUUGCCAUACUUCUUAAAUACAUAUAUGAAACUCGCCAUUAGAACCCUUCGAACUAGUAUUCUCAUGCCUCUACUUCGUAGGAUCUGGUUUGUAAGAUUUCUCGUUCUUAUUGCUUUUGUCUUGUCGCAAUACAUAUAGAUGGGCACAGAAACCAAAUGCGUCAACAUUAAGCAAUGUCAUCUCGACGUAGUUCAUCAUCACGGAAAUCAGUGAGGCGUAACAAGGAAAAUGGCCACAAGCACUUAAUGCAAGAUUAUUUCAACCCAAGCCUAAACUUUGAUGAUAAGGCAUUCACAAGACAAUAUCAAAUGCCCCCUGCCAUUUUCAACCCUGUUAUGAAUGAUGUUGUUUACUAUGAUGACUACUUCAAGCAAGAGAAAGAUGCUAUGGGCUGCGACUCAUUCUCCCCACACCAGAAGCUUACUAGUGCUUUCGGUAUGCUUUCAUAUGGAUGCUCUGCAGACUCUUUGGAUGAGACCUAUCGAAUGGGUGAGAGCACCGUAUUAAAUGCGAAAAUGUGGGGGACCCACAAUAUUAGGAUAUUGCUUGUUAGACGUUGGGCGCAACAUGUCCUUAUUUUGAAGGUAGAGAAAAAAGGAGAAUAGAAGAUAAAUGGCAAUUAAUUAGAGAUUCAUAGAUUGAAAGACCGAAAGGAUAAUCUGCCUUUAAAAAAAAUGCAUCGCUUCUCGUUUUUUUGCAACAUGUCUUAAAAUCCAUAUAUCAAUAACAUAAAAAGCGGUUUAUAAAACUAGCUUGUAGGACUUUUACUACAGUUGAGUUUUUUUUUUUUUUUUUUGUGCGCGCUUUUGGUGCAAAGAGGUUUUGGAACAAAAGUUACAACAUUCA